CCGCCUAAGGUAUUUUGGGGCCUUAAGCGAAACUUUUAAAUUGAGCUUUUUUUACUGUUUAAAUAUUUACUUUAUAUUAUUAACUUUAUAUAAAAUAUUUUUAUUUAAAUUUUAUUUUUCUUGCUUGUUAAGAUGCAAAAUUAUAAAUUAAGUUUUUGUAUUCAACUUCUUUUAAAAUAUUCUUUUUAAUUGAUAAUAAUUGCAAUUAUUUCAUUGUUAUCUUCUUACUCUGUUUUAUAAAUUUAUUGUUCAUUUGUAAGAUUUUUAACUGAAUUUUUAGUUAUAUUUUUUUAUUGCUAGUGACAAAUUAAUCUAGAGAUCUGUUCUGAGAUUUGAUUUAAAAAGUUUUUUAAAUUUUUUUAUGCCAAAUUCACAGAUUUAUUUAAUAAAAUCAAAUAGAAUAAAUACUUUUCAAAAAAUAAAGAUUAAAUAACGUCUAAUUGGACCAAGAAACAACGAAUUAAGUAGCUAGUGUUAGACUAUUCUUUAUAUUUUAAAAUAAGAAUUUAUGAAUUAAAAAAAAUAAAAAAGAACAAAAUGAUAAAUCUAGAAGAGCGUAGUCACUGUAAUACAACCACUAGAGGAGUCUUUACUCUUUACCAAACAUUUGCCUCAAAAACCCAGAGAACCUCUACCGUGUUCUUUAAAAAGCAAAAAAAAAAUUGUCUUCUUUCUCCCAUUCUUUUCUAAAUAACCCAGAGAAAGUAAAAUAAGAAAGCUAUGUCACAAAAAGGUAAAAUAUUGGCUUUGUUUUACUUCUUCAAGGGACUGUCGAUUGCCGAGGGAGCUGCUUGUAACUGACUACCAUUUUAGGUAGAGACGGAAGAUCUAGCGGCAAUUUUUGAUUAUCUGGGAGAAUAUUUCAACCUCUUUAGGUAUUCAGUUUUAGUUUAGGAGUUUUGGAGAGAUUGAGAGAGUUUGGUCUAUGUUUUUACUUUUUAGUGUGUCAAGGAGACUCAAUUUAGUCUAAAAUUCGGAAUAAUUCUAACUGUUUGAAAGUGAGAGUCAAACAAAAUACACACAUAUUGAGAUUGAAAUUUCAUGUAUUAAUACUCUUUUGGGGCAUAAUUAAUACUCUUCAAGAUAAUUAAUAAUCCAAAAUUUUCUUCUACCGGUCUUUGUUUUUUAAAUAUAGUAUUGGAUAAAUAUUGACUAAUAUUUGAGAUUAUAUUUUUAAAUUUUGUUGACCUGGAGCUUGAUUUUGGGGGCCUUCUAUCACUUGGGGCCUUAGGCAAUGGCAUUAGUUGCUUCUACUGUUGAGCCGCCCCUGCUUGAACGGCCUUAACUUCUCAUCAAUAUUCACUCAAAGUUGUCGCAAAUUCUCUCACUUUUCUGAGCACGUACUCUGAGCUUAAAGUCGGAGAGAUAUCAAUGGAAUUGGAAGGCCUGGUUCGUUGCUCAACAAAUUACGUUCCUUUGACUCCCAUAAGCUUCUUGGAACGAGCAGCAAAGGCCUACAGAGACACAACCUCGGUUGUGAACGGUUCUGUGAAGUACACUUGGGGUGACAUGCAUGAACGAUGUCUGAAAAUAGCUUCUGCUCUGAACCAGUUGGGAAUUUCUCGUGGGGAUGUGGUUGCAACCCUGGCCCCUAAUGUCCCAGCAAUGCAUGAGCUGCAUUUUGCAGUUCCAAUGGCAGGAGCUCUCAUCUGUCCACUUAAUACACGCCAUGAUUCAGCAAUGUUAUCAGUCCUGCUAGAACAUUCAGAAGCCAAGAUCAUAUUUGUAGACUACCAAUUACUUGAUAUUGCUCAUGGAGCACUCAAGCUUCUAACAAAGACAAAAAGAAAGCCACCAAUUCUAGUCUUAAUAGCUGAAUCUGAUGGCCCAUUACCCACUGAUCACAUUUCCUCUGAAACUCACGAAUAUGAGAGUCUUCUGGCAGAAGGACACGAUGGAUUUGAGAUAAUACGACCAAAUAGUGAAUGGGAUCCUAUUUGUAUUAAUUACACUUCUGGCACAACAUCUAGACCAAAAGGAGUAGUGUAUUGUCACAGAGGUGCCUAUCUAAAUUCUCUAGCAAGUGUUCUUCUCCACGGGAUUGGCUCAUUGCCGGUUUACCUUUGGACUGUGCCUAUUUUUCACUGCAAUGGGUGGAACCUCACUUGGGGAUUGGCAGCUCAGGGUGGCACCAAUGUAUGCCUCAGAAAAGUUACUCCAAAGGCCAUAUUUGACAACAUUGCUCUGCAUAAUGUGACACACAUGGGAGGGGCACCAACUGUCCUGAACAUGAUUGUGAACUCGCCGAUCAGUGAUCGAAGGCCACUUCCCCACAAGGUGGAAGUAAUGACCGGGGGUGCACCCCCACCUCCACAAAUUCUUUCCAAAAUGGAAGAAUUGGGUUUUGGGAUAUCUCACUUGUAUGGCCUUACAGAAACAUAUGGUCCAGGAACUUCUUGCAUAUGGAAACCAGAGUGGGAUUCUCUACCUCUCAAUGAACGAUACAAAUUAAAAGCUCGACAAGGAGUUCAUCAUGUUGGAUUGGAGGAUGUUGAGGUAAAAGAUCCUGUCACAAUGGCAAGUGUACCAGCUGAUGGUAAAACUAUAGGGGAAAUAAUGUUUAGAGGUAACACAGUAAUGAGUGGAUACUUAAAAGAUUUGGAAGCAACAAAAGAAGCUUUCAAUGGUGGAUGGUUUCGAAGUGGGGAUUUAGCUGUGAAACAUCCUGAUAAUUAUAUCGAAGUAAAGGAUCGGUUGAAGGAUGUGAUAAUUUCUGGUGGGGAAAACAUAAGCACAGUUGAGGUGGAAACAGUUUUGUAUAGUCAUCCAGCAAUUCUUGAGGCUGCAGUGGUUGCACGACCAGAUAAUCAUUGGGGCCAAACUCCUUGUGCAUUUGUGAAGUUAAAAGAAGGAUAUGAUGGUGUUGGUGCUCAGGAAAUAAUCAAGUUUUGUCGAGAUCAUUUACCACAUUAUAUGACUCUUAAGACUGUCAUUUUUGAGGAUUUGCCAAAAACCUCAACGGGAAAGAUACAAAAGUUUAUUUUGAGAGAGAAAGCAAAGGCCAUGGGCAGCCUUUCUUGACCAAGAAGUUUGGCAAGUGUCAAAGCUUUUUAAUCUUCUCGGAAUGUAAUAUAUUUUCUUUCUUUGUUCUAUAAUAAAUCCAACAAAAUAUCUAAUUUAGUCACUAAAUGUAUGUUUGGUA
Molecule: messenger RNA, 3142 nt
Organism: Quercus robur (English oak)
Lineage: Eukaryota; Viridiplantae; Streptophyta; Magnoliopsida; Fagales; Fagaceae
Product: isovalerate--CoA ligase AAE2-like
Exons: 2
Coding region: 1372-3021 (549 amino acids)
Source: RefSeq, a predicted model, not a curated record